This is a messenger RNA of Perca flavescens (yellow perch), 3172 nucleotides long. RefSeq names its product zinc finger TRAF-type containing 1 (gene zftraf1). The transcript is spliced from 6 exons. Lineage: Eukaryota; Metazoa; Chordata; Actinopteri; Perciformes; Percidae. Bases 870 to 2000 code for a protein of 376 amino acids. Gene Ontology annotation, molecular function: zinc ion binding. The record is from RefSeq and is a predicted model, not a curated record. Gene Ontology annotation, cellular component: nucleus.
CACUACGCAUGCGCCUUUAAAAACUCUUUAAAUACCCCAAGUCAUCUGCCACAAUAAACAUUCCGCUGUCAGCCAAUCCACGGCUGUACUGAAGUAGUCACUGGCACAUAGAGGCCGUUGCAGAUACAGACAAAAUAUUUACUUUUAAAUACGGUUCUUCUAGUAUUAGCCACGAUCGAGAACCUGCCUGAGUAAUAACGAAUUUGACCCGGAGUCGUAAAGGCUGUGCAGGGUGAAGUCGGGGGAGACGGACAGGAGAAAAAACAAAGAUGGCUGUGUAGCCAGAGAGACGAGUCCCAGCAGAACUGUCUCUAGCCGCAGCUUUAAUCACCGACAGGUCCCGUGGGUCCCGUGGACAGUCAGCCGGUACCGAAGCAGGGACGUUAGAUGAGCAGCCGAGCUGGGCCGCUGGUGUAGCUACAUCGUUGUAAGCUGCUGUCAUUGCGAAUAACGGCGUCGAGUGUACAACAACAGCUGAGAGACGCCUGAGUUGUUUUUGUUCUGCAAGGGGAGAGGACUGCUGUGUUUGUGUCAACGUAGCUAGCCACAUAGUCUGCUAGCCUCACUGUAAGUCAACAAAACUAGUCAACGCUUUGCACAUGAUCUCGUUAUUACACAAUCAUUGGCUUGUUAAAUUCCAAGUGCGUAACGUUAAGUGGAGGGGGGCAUUAAUAACAAUAAUAAGUUAGCCUGCAUUCCUUUCUGACAGCCUGCUGCCGUAGCGUUAGCCUAGCUAACGUUAGCUAACGUUAUCUGUCAGCUGACCGUUAGCUUGACAGGUUGGAAGCUAGCCCUGAGCUAACCUGCUAAUAUUUCGGGCUCAGUCUGGUCGCGCGGCAGGUACAUCUCAGAAAUUUCUAGCCAUUGCCAUGUCUUCACUGGAAGAGAGAGACGGGGGCGUUGUGGCCGCCCCUGGCUCCUCCUCAGCCGGUAUGGGGGUCGGGGCCGUGGGGGCAGCGGUGGAGGCUGUCGCCGGGGUCGCAGCCAUGCAGGAGGAGGUCGGGAUACGACGAGAAGGGCCCGAGCCUGACCCAGACGAGCCACCCAAGAAGAGGGCAAGAUUGCCCGAGGGAGAGUCAGGAAAGCUGGAGGAGAGACUGUACUCAGUGCUGUGCUGCACCGUGUGCCUAGACUUGCCCAAGGCUUCUGUAUACCAGUGUACAAAUGGACACCUGAUGUGUGCAGGCUGUUUUAUCCAUCUCCUGGCUGAUUCUCGUCUCAAGGAGGAACAGGCCACGUGUCCCAACUGCAGGUGUGAGAUCAGCAAGAACUUGUGCUGCAGGAACCUUGCAGUGGAGAAGGCUGUCAGUGAGCUGCCGACAGAAUGUACCUUCUGCCUAAAACAGUUCCCCCGCUCCAGCUUAGAGAGACACCAGAAAGAGGAGUGUCAAGACAGGGUGACACAGUGUAAGUACAAGAGGAUUGGCUGCCCUUGGCAAGGUCCGUUCCAUGAGCUGCCAGCACAUGAGAGCGAGUGCUCCCAUCCGACUAAGACUGGUACAGAGCUGAUGGGAAUACUGGGAGAGAUGGACCAGAACCACCGCAGAGACAUGCAGCUCUAUAACAGCAUCUUCAGCCUGCUCUGCUAUGAAAAGAUUGGGUUUACAGAAGUGCAGUUCAGGCCGUACCGCACUGAUGACUUCAUCACUCGUCUGUACUAUGAAACACCGCGCUUCACUGUUCUCAACCAGACAUGGGUGCUGAAGGCCCGUGUUAACGACUCUGAACGCAACCCCAACCUGUCCUGCAAGCGCACCCUCUCCUUCCAGCUCAUCCUCAAAAGCAAGGUGAACUCUGCCCUGGAGUGCUCCUUUCUGCUGCUGAAGGGGCCGUAUGACGACGUGCGGAUCAAGCCGGUCAUCCACCACCACUCCUUCUGCAACGACGCCAACGAGACCGACUACGUCCCUCUCCCCAUCUCCGAUUCGGUGGAGUGCAACAAACUGCUGGCCGCCAAAAACAUCAACCUGCGCCUGUUCAUCUUCCAAGUCCAAAAAUAAAGAGUGAGGGAAGAGGAGGAGGAGGAGGAGGAGGAGGAAGAAGGAAGAAUGGUGAUGGAGGGCGAGGGGCUGAGAGAGAGGAGUGAUGAAGAUUAAAGAAAGACACCACUGAACCACUGAUACCUCUUAACACACACACACACACACACAUACUCUCACACACAUUCACGCAGGGUCCACACGCUCACACACACACACACACACACACACACACACACACACACACACACACACACACACACACACACACCACUAAUUACACUUACCUCCUUUUACAAGAUAGUGAGACCCCUUGCUUCGGGGAGCUGUGAGUUGCUAUGGAGAUGGGUGGGCGUUGCCAUAGGAUGGAGGGGUGGGGUGAAACAUGCGAAGGCACAGGCGAGGGUGUUUGGGUGAGGGAGGGGCUUCUGGGAUGGUUGGUGUGUACGGUACCUGUGGAGGCUCUCUGAGGUUAGGUUGUGUCUGACCUGUCACCCCUGACACCUGCAGCCAAAGCUGGCACACACACCAUAGCAGGAUUUGUUGUGUGUGUCUGUGUGUGUUUGUGUGUGUGUGUGUGUGUGACUGAGAGGGAACGAGUUAGGUGACCCUCGAGUGUGGCCCAUACUCUGCUUUUAUGAUGAAAUGUCACAAAGAUGUGAUAAUGUGAAAAUAGAGUGAUUGACUCUACUAAGCUGUUCUUUGGACAUGUGACUGGAUGUGGAGGGUGUGUGUUUUUGUGUUUGCGUGUGUGUGUGUGUGUGAGAGAGAGAGAGAGCGAGUGUGUGUUUUUCCCUUCCCUCUACACACUUUAUGCCUGAGUCUAGUCUAUGAUUUCAUUCUGUUUUGGCAAAAGUGUCCCUCUUGCAUCUCAAGCUUUGCCAGAACAGACAAAAGACGGCGUUCCCCAUCAGUGACCCCCUUUUACCUUUCACCAAGAGGAGAGAUGGCCUGGCUGCAUGCAUAUUUUAGUUUAUUCUUCUACUUCUUCCUCUCGCUGUGGUUAUAUUUAACCUUCAACACUAAUACCAUUUUUAUUUCUCUUAACCCUAAAUAUUUAAGUACCUGUGAACUUUUUUCUUUUUCUUUUGGGUUUUAGCGUGUGACUGGCUGCCAGUAUGUGUGCGUGAGUGUGUGUAAACCGAUCAUAAUAGUGAGAAUCCUGUCCCUAUUAAACAGUACAAUCCUUGAGG